AUGGAGCGAAAGUUUUACAAGCCUAUUGGUCAUGACCUUAUUCCGUAUGUUUUUAUUAGUGUUAUAAUAGCCUUGUUUUUCUUAACUAUGCUUUUUCAUGUUGAUAUUAGCUUAUUUUUACGGUUAUUUGUUGAUUUUUCGCGUUUUGUUACCUAAAAUAUGAUUUUGAUACCUAAAUAUGAGUUUGAUGAUUGAAAUAUGAAUUUGAUACCUAAAAUAUGACUUUGAUAUCUAAAAUAUGGAUUUGAUACCUAAACUCUGAUUUGGUAUCUAAAAUAUUAGUCUGUUACCUAAAAAUAAAAUUUUGAAUUUUUUUCAGACUUGGAAGCCAAAACUUGAGCAGUGACGUUGCCAAAUUCAACUUGCACAAGAAUGUAUUGGACGAGAAGCCAGCCGGCUACAAGUGUGGUGCUCAGAAACGACAGAAAUGGGUUGUCAGAUGCGAGAGUUGUCAGUUGAUUAUCACUCGAGAGCAGGCUUUGAAGGUGAGUAUUAAAACUUAUCUUUGUCCCUACUCUAAACUACUACCCCUACCCUCACUACGACCGUACUAUAGCCUACAAUAAUCUCAACUUUUCAAGACUUACCGUCAUUUUCAGUCGAACGUUGUCUUCACAUUGAACAAGUUUUGGCACCGUGAGCAUCUGACUUGUAUUCGUUGUAAUGCGGCGGUCGGGGCGGAUCGAUUGGAGUUUCGUCAAUGCAAAAGUGACUUGAGUAAGCCGAUCUGCAUCGACUGUUACAUGGAGGAGAACCAUCCAUCUUGUGAUGGAUGUCACAAGCCGUUGAAGGAGAGAGCCAUCAGUGCGAUGGGACAUCAGUUCCACAAGUGCUGCUUUGUGUGCACUAAGUGUCGAGGACCUAUGCCGAGUAGGUUUAGGCUUAAUUUUGGGUAUAAUGUUUGCUUUAGGUUUAAGUUUGGGAUAAAAGAAGGCUUAGUAUUAGAGUAUACGGUGGGUUUAGGCUUAAUUUUAGGAUAAAAGAAGUCUUAGGCUUACAAGGAAAGUGCCCAACCUGCCCCGCUCUGAUUGACUUCGAAAUUUUUAUAUAGAAAGGUCAUAUAAAUAUAAGAUGUUCAGCAAAGUACUAAAUCGCGCUUUCCAGGAAAUCUCGAGAAAAUCGAGAUUAAAAAAUGACAUUUUGAAUUUCCCGCCAAGUUGGCAUUGUGUUUCAAGCUUGUAACUUUGUCAUUUUUUGACUUUUAAUAGUUUUUCUUUGAUAUACUGGUAGAUGACCUUUGAAUAAACCUACAUUUUUAAAUUUGUAAGCGUAUCUUGUCUGGAAAGCCGAAAAAAGUGCUUGAAACACAACGCCAAAUUUGCCAAAUUGGCGGGAAAUCCAAAUAAUUUAAAUUUAAAACACAAAAGCGCGAGCUAAAAUUUUUUAUGGGUACUAUUGGUGGUACAAAGAAUUCAUAUAAAAAUUUUGAGCUGAUUCUGAGCGGGGCAGGUAGGGUACUUUCCUUGUUAGUAUUAGAUAUGGGGUUGGUUUAGGUUUAAUUUUGGGUAUAAUUUAUAGUUUAGGCUUAGGUUUUGGACAAAAGAAGUCUUAGGCUUAGUGUUAGAGUAUAUGGUUGGUUUAGGCUUAGUUUUGUGUAGAAAGUUUGCUUUAGGAUUAACUUUCGGAUAAAAUAGGUAUUAGAAUUAGUGUUAAAGUAUGGGCUUAAAUUAGGCUUAAAAACAGUUUCAUUAUAGACAACGAGUACUACGUGUUGCAUGGUCUUCCCUACGAUGUGGAUUGUUAUUUCCUGAAAAAGUACGAAUCCGUUAUCAAUACUGGUGCAAAUGCGGUCCAAAGUCCGGCCGCCAAUGCCUAUACUUCCGAUUCGUCGAGUACCGUGACUACUACAUCGUCCAAGGAACUGAAGCCAACCGAUGUUAAUGAUGGCAAAGGUGGUAGUGAUGGCAAAGGUGGUGCUGAUGGUAAGGGCGGCAGUAAUGUCAUUAAAGGUAGUACUGAUGGUGCUAAAGGUGGUACAACUGGUGCUAAUGGUGCUGGAACGAAGAGUGGUACGGAUGGGGCCAGUGGUACUGGAGCGAAAAGUGGUACAGAUGGUGCUAAAGGUGGUACUGAUGGAAAAAGUGGUUCUACUGGUACUGACGUUAAAAAUGGUAAAGAUACGAAGCAAGAUGGAAAAGAUACCAAGCCAGAUGCCAAAGAUAACAAGGAUCAGAAGCCAUCGGAUUUGAAAAAAUAA
Molecule: messenger RNA, 2197 nt
Organism: Bursaphelenchus okinawaensis
Lineage: Eukaryota; Metazoa; Nematoda; Chromadorea; Rhabditida; Aphelenchoididae
Source: the annotation of a GenBank genome assembly